CUCCUUUACAGCUCAGCCUCAGUGCUGGGGAGGCCUGAGUGACACUUCAGAUAUUCCCCCUCCCCCACACAUCUGUAUCACGUGACAGCACAGGCGGGGCCCCACAUGAGAGCAGAGAGAACGAGUGACAGGAGAGGGGGAGAGAAUAUUGGGGUUCAGUACAGGAGACUUUACUCGAGGCGAGUGUUUCCUACGAGCAGCCUCCUGUCUCCUUUCCUGUCCGCCACCACCACGUGUUCUCCCGUCGGGCGCGCCUCAUUGACGUCACUAGUGUCCCUCAAUCCCCGCGUCAUCAGCGCGCGCCUCAAUCCCAGGGUCAGAAUGGCGGCUCCGGCCGGGAGAUCUCUGCGCCAGGUUCUUCUUCUGCGCAUGAUCGCUGUCACUCCAGCCCGACCCAAAAGUGGAGGUAAGGGAUCCCCACAGCACAGAGCAAGCAAGACCUUGGUUUCUUUUCCAGUUAAAUUCUCUGCAGCUUCCCAGGACUCGGUGACAGGUGAGGGCAGAAGUGAUGUUCUCUCCAAACUUACCCAACCUGCAGCAUCCAUUGCUCUUAAGGAACUAGGAGCCCAGGGGGCAGCAGAACAUUUCCCUAGUAUGAGUUUAGGACCAGAGGGUGUGCUCCAUCCUGGAGAAGAAGGGUCACAAGAAAAAGCAAAGAGUGUGGGCAAAGGUCCUGAGCAGGAUGAGGAUUCAUCAUCCAGUUCUAGUUCUGAUUCUAGUUCUGACUCUAGUUCUGACUCUGAAGAUGAAGGAGACAUAGGUGCCAAGGCAGGGGUGAAGGCUGCAAGUGAAGCACCAGGUGUCAAAGAGAAUGCAUUUUUCUCUGUUCAUCCUGAGCCCAAAACAUCUGAUCCUAGAGUGGAUCUCCUAACCCAUGAUGGGAGUACUCCAGUCACAGUACAUCCAGAAGUCCAUCCAGGAGAGGGCAUCACUGGGAAACAAACUGAGCAACUGAUUGACCAGGCGCCAGUCAUAGACACCAAAGAAAAGGCACAAGACAAAGAGCCUCCACACAAGACUGAGGCUUCAGCAUUCACAGGGGCACCCGGUCCUGAAGAUGCUGAGACUGAGCAGUCUUUACCAGAAGCUGGGCCUGUGCUACAUCAGGAAUGUCAGCCAGAAGAGGAAAGAAUAAGAGAUAACAGCGAGCAGCUGAUGGACCAGGCGCCACUCAUAAACAUCAAAGGAUUGGAACAAGACAAAGCUCCAGAGACGCUCAGUGCUCCAGUUGAACAUGUUCCAUUAACAGAGGCUCCAGGUCCUGAAGGAGUUGAGAUGGAGAGGUCUGGAGAAGACAAGGAACCUGCAGGGGAAGCCUCCUCAGCCACUCAGAGCCCAGUUCCUCCAGCAGAAGUGUGUGAGGCAAAUCCUGUGGGUACAGAAGAAGAAAUCGCACCAAAAUUAUCUGCACCUUCUCCUCCUCCACCACCUGCUGCUUCGGUCCCUCCAGUUGUGGAAGAGGCUCCGUUUGACAACUCAAAGUACCAGAACCUGCAGCAUUACUCCUACACGCCGUAUACCUUUGUGGAUUCUGACUUGGAGCUCUCGAAGUCCCGCUUACCUCAGCCUUCAUCAGGAAGACCUUCCCCACGUCACUGAGCCUGUGGCAAGCUACUAAAUGUGUGCUACAAUGUGUAAUAAAUCCUGUAUAUACCAUUA
Xenopus laevis (African clawed frog) is the source of this 1659-nucleotide messenger RNA. It is a transcript of the gene ndufv3.L, whose product is annotated as fibrous sheath CABYR-binding protein. Bases 106 to 1599 code for a protein of 497 amino acids. NCBI's taxonomy places the organism in Eukaryota, Metazoa, Chordata, Amphibia, Anura, Pipidae. The record is from RefSeq and is a predicted model, not a curated record. The transcript is spliced from 4 exons.